This is a messenger RNA of Penicillium manginii, 5592 nucleotides long. RefSeq names its product dopey family protein. Lineage: Eukaryota; Fungi; Ascomycota; Eurotiomycetes; Eurotiales; Aspergillaceae. Gene Ontology annotation, cellular component: trans-Golgi network; endosome. Gene Ontology annotation, biological process: Golgi to endosome transport. The transcript is spliced from 7 exons. The coding region runs from base 1 to 5592 and encodes 1863 amino acids. The record is from RefSeq and is a predicted model, not a curated record.
AUGAGCCUUGAUCCUGCUGCAUUUCCGAGGUCGGACUCCCCCGCAAGCUCCGAGAGCUCCUUGACGCGCUCGCGCCUACAGGGAAAGGAAGGUUGGUCACAAAUGCGCAUGCUUUACUCUUCGGUUGAGCACUUGUCUAACCGAUCCAAUGAAUUAAACACAGGAUCUCUGAAGAAAGAUAAGAACUACCGCCGUUAUGCGUCGAGCGUCGAGCGGGCGUUAUCACUCUUCGACAACGCUUUACAAGAAUGGGCCGAUUACAUCUCCUUCCUCAGUCGCCUAUUAAAGGCGCUUCAAACACAUCCCCCCGACCAACCGAUCGUCCCCCAUAAAGUGAUUGUCUCGAAACGGCUUGCGCAAUGCUUGAAUCCGUCCUUACCAUCGGGUGUUCACCAAAAAGCCCUCGAGGUCUACACAUAUAUCUUUGGGUUGAUUAAACUCGAAGGACUGUCGCAUGAUCUGCCCUUAUAUCUUCCCGGUCUUGCACCGACUCUGACCUUCGCCUCGCUCACCGUCCGUCCCUUAUUCCUUUCUUUGGUAGAGGGAUACAUUGUCGACCUAGAACCGAGGGCUAUUAGACCGGCUCUGAAAGCAAUCCUUCUGGCUUUGCUGCCAGGUCUUGAAGAAGAGACCAGUGAUGAUUUCGAGCCGACUUUGCGUACAAUCAAUAAGCUUCGAGAUGCUGCUGGUGAUCUGGAGACCCAAAGAACAUCCGAGGCUGGCGCUUCAGGGCAGUACUUCUGGCAAUGUCUCUUCCUCGCCUCCAUCACCAAUUCUAGCCGACGGCUUGGCGCCCUUGCAUACCUGAAUCGCUAUCUCCCAAAGUUAGGAAUUGCAGAUCGACGACCGAGUGCAAGCGAUGCAAAUGAUGCGAAAGAAAUACCACCAGAGAUGCUGGCUGCUGCUGAUGCAGUCAUUCUACCGGAGCCGGGUUUGUUGAUCAGAUGCUUUGCAUCAGGCCUAUCGGAUGAACAACUCCUGGUGCAACGGAAUUUUCUCGACCUUCUCGUUACGCACCUACCUCUGAAUUCUCCCAUUCUCCAAACUAAAGUUCCAGAAGCAGACCUACAAACGUUGAUUAUUGCGGCAGUGGGCGUGGUUACCCGGCGAGAUAUGAGCCUGAAUCGUCGACUGUGGGCGUGGUUUUUGGGACCGGAGCCUGCGAAUGACCGGGCUUCCCUCGACGGCCGCAAGUUCUCAUCUGAAACCACACGCUCAUCUUCUGGGGAUGUAAGGGAGCUCUCGCAGUCUCAGUACUUCAGUCACGUCGGAUUGCAGCCUUUGGUGAAUGGUCUUCUCAAGAUGAUCAAGCACACCCCAUCAGCCCCAUCAGAGAGGACCAAGCCAUUCCUGUUUCUCCCUACAAUCCACAGCGUCCAGGGGUUUGCAAAAGAGGCACCCCGUGCCCACUUCGAGGAAGUUUUCCGAAGCGCAAGCGCAUUCUUCGAUGGUGUAGAAAGCAGCGUUAUAUUUUCAGAGCUUCUUGGCUUGAUUGACUUCCGCCCAAGUGACAUCGAUGGCCAUCAUGACCAAGUCUUGCACAACUUGAAGCUGGCUCAAUUUAUACUGGAGAACUUCAAUGUGCGGGAGGAAGAUAUGAUUCAGGUCCAUGUGCCUCUCCUUACAUUGUCAGUUCUCGUAAAGAUGAGUGAAGUUUCAUCAUUGCACAAGUCGCAGGCAGCACACAGUGACAACAAAAGGACCGUCUCAACCGAAUUGAACAGCGUGCUAAAGUCAAUAACUCCACUGCUCAUAGAGCGAGCCUUCUCGAGGAAAUCUAGCCAAGACAAAUCUGGCACGGACUCCAAAGCCAAGAACAGUGAAAUACUAAAGCAAAUUCAUCGCUUCUAUCAGGCGAGCAAGAGCAGCCUUGACCUUCCCCCUCUUCCAUUUGCUCCGAAGCAGGUCGGGGAAAUGAUCAUUCGGGAAGCUCUGGAUUUGUCCAUUGAAGCCUUACAAAUCAACGAUAGCGUUUCCUCUCUCCAUGAGAAACUCAAUGUGCUGGUUACGUUGCUCCAGAAGCUCCCGAGAUCACGCCUUCUCCGAGACAAGAGACUUUUCGAGGCGAUUUCUGGAAGGUUAGCUACGAGAAGUAAUAACCCUACGACAGCUGCCUUUGCGGAUAUCUCUACAAUUGCUUCUGUUAUGACAAACUUGUUUUUUAUCCAUACCCCUGGUUUCUACGUCAGUUACGAGGAUGCCAGCGAUCUCAUUCCCAGCCUAGUCGAACAUAUUUGGCAGUAUCUGUCUCCACUGAGCCCGAAGUUCCAUGUGGAAGCCGUGCGCUGUCUGUGGCUGUUACAUUCCAUAUCUUGGGUUGAGCAUCUUGUUGAAGCUUCCAUAACAUCGCUCAUGAUCAGCACCAAGACUCCCGGCUCCUACCACCUAUCAUCAGAAGAUCAGGCAGAGAAGUUUUAUGUCCUCUGGAAUCACAGCAAUCAUGGUACUCAUGAGCAACAGCCACCUAAGCAGGUCCUCAAUGUCGGAGGAAGCCUAUUCUCAUAUCAGUGCUCCAUGCUCGAACGUCCACUCUUCAUUGUUCUUGAUCUCCUGUCACAGGAACCCGGGGAUAUUUCUCUAGGUGUUCAGCAAUGGCUUCAAGAUCUGCCCUCCAUUAACAAGAUAUUUCAUGUUAUCGUUCUAAAGAUUGAGGAGCUGUUCGAACGUGAUACCCCCAGUGAAGCUGACCAAGAUAACCAAUCCAUCUCACCGGAUGAUUAUAAAGAAUGCAACUACCUGUUGCGCACGGUAUCGAACAUCAUUUCAACACUUUCUCACAGUGGCUGGAUCGCACUUCUUACGCAAACAUUAUCCGAGAUAGAGAAACGCCAGGAUGUUUCCAAGUCAGAAGAAGAUCACGCAAACUCAAAGAGCCUCCACGCUACUUUCUUCGAGGCAUCAUUAAAGAUUAUCAGUGAUCAAGCGCUUAACAACGUUCAGAUCACCCCCGAUGGGGAAAGGCUUCAAAAGGAUGCCCUCCACCUCAUGCGACAACUUCUUUUAGGCCCAGGCGCUGAAGAUCUGGUGGAAUCCGGCAUCGACGACUUGCUGGUGGACCGUCUUAUCACCGCAUCGGAUGGGAUGGGCAGUGUUGCCGUCCAGGGAGCUCUCAUUGACGCCCUUCUCGCAGCACUCAAGGUUCGGUUCGCUCAAGCUUAUGCGCCUCCGCCUCCGCCUCGACCAAAGCACCAAAGAGCAGGCUCGCGUGAACGAUUGACCAGUCCGUCCAUGCUGUCUUUUACAAGUGAUAAGGCAGAUAGAGCGCCAUCAAUUUCGCACUUCCCACGCCCUCCCGAGAGACUCUUGGACUGUCUUCUGAAAGGAAUCAGUUCAGCGAAGUCGCGAGAAAUUGUAGACAAGUGGAUUGGACUACUAUGUGAAGUGCUUCCUCUUUACACGGGAUCCAUUUUUCAAAUACUUCUCAUCCUCGUGGAGUGCUUCUGCAGGGAAAUCAAAGCUUCAUUUGGGAGACUUCAGCUUGCUUUCCAGCAAACAGAAGAUUGGCCGCAGGAUCGCUCGGAGCAUGUUACCAUAUCUAUGCUUACCGGUCUAGAGACUUGCAUUGCCCAUGCUCACGAGCGUCUUCUCGUAGAAGAGGCGAACGUUCCCGCGGCGAAGAGCCCGGACCAGCCUCAGGGCUUCUUUGGGAAUAUGGUGUCAGGGGUAUUUAACUCCGAUGGCAACCAAGGUCGCUCGAAUGCUGCUAAUGAUCGAUUGACGGUCCUUCUUUGCUUCCAAGACGCAGCUCGACUUUGUUUCUCUAUCUGGGCGUGGGGCGCUGGGGAUCGAAACGGCUCACCCCCCGAUUCAGAAUCCAUGGCAUCCUUCCAAUACACAUCUUUGCGUAUGCGAAACCGAUCACGACGGAUACUCGAGCACUUCUUUACAGCGGAGGCCCUAGAAUGUCUUGAGACAUUGGUUGAGAUGUGGACUAAAUCUGACACGGAGACUGCGACAUUGAUCUUCAGCCUUUUACACACCCUUGAAGGCUCUCGCCCGAAGAUCACGAUCCCGGCAGUUUUCAACGCCAUUUACACUCGUACCAACCCGAAUGCUUUGGACCCGGCCCGCAAGUCAUCCAUGACCUCAAACCUUACCGAGUCUGAACUUGCCAGCUUUUUGGUUGCCUACGCGCGGUCUCUGGACGAUGAUGUUCUGGACGAAAUCUGGGCGGACUGUACUACAUUCUUACGUGAUGUUCUCAGUAACCCUUUCCCUCAUCGCCAGAUUCUUCCCCGACUGAUCGAAUUCGCCGCGAUCCUGGGGGCAAAGUUGGAGAACACAACUUUUGGUGAAGAUCGCCGGAUGCGCAAAGAGCUCGGUGAUGUACUGCUACGGUUGCUCACGGCUGUUUUCACCAGCAAGCCACUGGGACUUAACCAAGACAGUGGCUACAUGGCGAGAUCGUCCCUCGACUAUGACCGCACCGCAGUAUCUCAUACCGGGCCCGAUGACAUGUUGAGCAUCCUUGCCGUUUCCAUGCCCUCCUUCAUCACUACUUUAGGUGAUUCAGACCGUAUCAAUACCGCGAUCAGCGGCAUGUCUACCAAUGUUGUUGGACCAUUGAUUCGCUCCCGCCUAUUCCCCAAUAACCUGAACCGCAAUGUCAUGGUCCUUCUACAGCAGAUGGCCAAAGUCCCGGCAGCAGCGAAAAUUUGGAAGAAAGACAUCUCCGAUGCAUUCAAUGACCCACGUUUCUUCGGAUUGCAAGUGGAUCUUAUCAAGAGCACUUGGAUGGACCUCCUCCGGCAAUGGACUCUUGCUGAUAAGGAUCGUUUCGCUGAGCUGCUGGGUCGCCUCCCACCACCAAGCGCAGCAGGCAUCAUGUUCGGCGUGGGGGCGUCUGCAGCGCGAUUGGAGGCCGAUCGUAAAGCACAGCUCAAUCUCCGUCGCAUUGCAUUACUCAUCUUGUCUGCCAACACCGACUAUUUUGUGGGUGAGCUCCCAAGUUUGCUCCAGAAAUUCGAAGAUCUCCUGGCGGCCACUAGCUCCUCGUCGCCAUCAUCAGCGACGCGAGCAGAAAUAUUCAUGGUCCUUCGUGCCCUGACAAUCAAGACGUCGCCCUCAACCAUGGCGCCCUUCUGGCCGUUGAUCAACGCCGAGCUGCAAGAAGCUAUCUCUGCUGUGCCCCGAGGCUCUCAAUCAGAUCUUUACAGCCCUUACUCACUAUUACAGGCCUGCAAGUUAUUGGACGUGCUUUUGGUCAUUGCCCCCGACGAUUUCCAACUACUGGAAUGGCUUUUCGUCACCGAUACCAUCGAUGCUGUCUACCCGCCCGAUCGGUGGGAGCCUGUCUCCUUAGCCGACGAGAUAUCGCAAAGCUUCGGUCCGCGUGGGGUGCUAUCCCCGGCUCUUCCUGGCGAGGUAGCAGAGCCUGUGACUCGCAGCGGCCUGAAGCGGCCCUGGCUCGUUUCAGAUCGAAUUCGGGAGACAGCCAAGGAUGAGAUUGUCGAGAGAGUUCUGCGACCGUUCUUUGACAGACUCAGCAUUUAUGUCUUUGAGAGUACGUACGGGAUGGAAGCUGUGGAUACAAGAGUCUGUCUAGAUGAUUUAUUGGCGGAUUUAUUCAAUGAGAGCACUAUGGCGAACUAA